CACCAACUUGCCCGCGCCCCAACUUGUAAACUGUAAAGUCUAAGGUGUAAGGACUGGGGGGAGAUUCAUCCUCUCUUCCCUAUUAUUUCUUCCUUAUUCACUUUUUAUAGGUUUAUAUCAAUCACUUCUGUUUACGUGGGUAUCAACAAAUUUGUGAGAUAUAUUCUGAUUAGCACGUCUCUUUUAUCCAUCCUUCGAUGGAGAGACUGCCAUCUCUUAACUCGCCAAGACAUUCUUUCAGUUUCAUAAAGGGGUUUCGUACAGUGCCUUGAGCGAAGGCGUUUCGUUUCGUCUAGUCGUUUUUUUUCUGACUACCUACCUCCAAUAUUUAUCUAUUCAUCCUACAUACGAAAUACUCGACUCGUUCGUCGGUUGCCGACUUGUCUUAUUCGACCUCGUUCCGUCCAAUCCUAUCGAUCCUAUACCUACAUCCCUCGAACUUCGAAUUUCUUAGUGUCAAGAGUCGCGUGGCGUUUUGACCAACGCCUACUCUAUCCCACGCCAUGAAGCCUACUACUUUGGUCGGCCUGGUUGUUGGUAGCCUGGCUGGACUAGGAACCGCGUCCUUACAACGCCGAAAUUUCGAUUCAAAUGACUAUUAUGUCCUCCAUCUCGAACGCGACGCCCACCCCGAUUUAAUCGCGUCUCGAUUAGGUCUACGAAAUGAAGGUCAAUUAGGUCAACUCCCCGGUCAUUAUGUAUUCUCUACGUUGAAAGCCGAAGACGAUGUCGUACGACGAGCGGUGCAAGAACGAAGGCGAAAGCGAUCACUCGGUGGCAUGGACGUCCUUGAUGGUGUGAAAUCCUCUCACAAGCAAAAACUACGAGCACCCAUGCAAAAAAGAAUUAUUCCACCAGCGCCAGCCGGUUACGUUCCUCCCAAGCGAGCAGACAAGGCAGAUGCGAAGGCCGUGGAGAAGCAGAAGUCUGUCAUGGAGAAACUUAGCAUUUCCGACCCGAUUUUCAACGAACAAUGGCAUCUUUUGAAUACUGUCCAAGUAGGGCAUGAUGUGAAUGUGACUGGUGUAUGGUUGUCGGGGGUCACAGGCAAGAACGCAACCGUAGCUAUAGUGGAUGAUGGGUUGGAUAUGUACAGCAACGAUUUGAAGCCGAAUUAUUACGCUGCUGGUAGUUGGGACUUCAACGAUCAAAGGCCAGAACCCCGUCCGACUUUAUCCGACGACAAGCACGGUACCCGAUGCGCUGGCGAAGUUUCAGCUGCGAGAAACGAUGUUUGUGGUGUUGGUGUCGCAUAUGACUCCAAGAUUGCUGGCAUUCGAAUCCUGAGUAAGCUGAUCAGCGAUGCCGACGAAGCCGACGCGAUGAACUACGACUUCCAAAAUAAUGACAUUUACUCUUGUUCCUGGGGUCCACCGGAUGAUGGAAAAUCAAUGGACGCUCCUGGUAUUCUUAUUAAGAGGGCCAUGCUGAACGGUGUACAGAAGGGACGUGGCGAAAAAGGGUCGAUCUACGUUUUUGCUAGUGGCAACGGUGCCGCAGCCGACGACAACUGCAAUUUCGACGGCUAUACCAACAGUAUCUACAGUAUUACUGUCGGUGCCAUUGAUAGGCAAGGAGUGCAUCCUUACUACUCGGAGAAGUGUUCGGCUCAGCUUGUUGUCACCUACAGCAGUGGCAGCGGAGAUGCUAUCCACACUACUGAUGUUGGCGAGAAUCAAUGUUACAACGGACACGGAGGUACUUCUGCUGCUGCACCUCUAGCUGCUGGUAUCUUUGCUCUUGCCCUCGAGGUUCGUCCCGAUUUAUCCUGGAGAGAUAUGCAAUACAUCGCAUUGGAGAGUGCGGUACCUAUCGAUCCCGACAACAAGGACCUCGGAUGGCAGACUACCACCAUUGGCAAGAAGUUCAGCCACACCUUUGGCUACGGCAAGAUCGAUAGCUAUGCUCUCGUAGAGAUCGCAAAGACCUGGAAGAAUGUUAAGCCACAGGCGUGGUUCUAUUCGCCAUGGUUACAUGUCCACCAAGAGAUUCCCCAAGGCGAUGCAGGACUGUCAGUUAACUUCGAAGUCACAAAAGACAUGCUAAAGGAGGCAAACCUCGAACGACUUGAGCAUGUUACGGUGACAAUGAAUGUGGAGCACACCCGCCGAGGUGAUCUGAGCGUCGAUCUCAUCAGCCCGAAUAAUGUUGUCAGUCACAUCUCAGCUGUACGCAAGAUGGAUACUAGCAAUGAGGGUUAUGAUGACUGGACUUUCAUGUCCGUCGUGCAUUGGGGCGAGUCCGGAGUCGGUAAAUGGACGCUCAUUGUACGCGAUACUAAGGUCAACGAUGAUUCCGGUACUUUCAUCGACUGGCAUCUUAAGUUAUGGGGUGAAAGUAUCGAUGCUUCCAAGGCUACACUAUUACCCAUGCCGAACGAUGAUGACGAUGCGAAUCACGAUGUCACUUCCACCGCCACGCUACCCGCUGCGACCACCAGCCUACCUCCUAACCCAGACGCCACUAACACGGCAUUGCCUACCGAUGUUCCUUCAGACCACCCCGAACGUCCUACCAAGCCUAGUAAGACGUCUGGCGACGAAGUUGCGACGGAAACAGGCACCUCGGCUGCGGAGACCACAACCCCCGGAAGCUCGUGGUUGCCUUCGUUCCUCCCCACCUUCGGCGUCUCUUCUAGAACGCAGGCCUGGAUCUACGGCGCUCUCGGCCUUAUCGUUGCCUUCUGCGCUGGUCUCGGUGCAUGGUUCUGGUUCAUGCGUCGAAAGCAACGCCGCAACAACCCCCGCGAUGACUACGAAUUCGAGCCCCUCAACGCCGACGACGGUGGGGACGGUCUAGCCGCUACUGGCGAGAAGGGUGGCCAGAAGCGACGUGCGGGUGAAUUGUACGAUGCCUUCGCAGGCGGCAGUGAAGACGAGGACGAGCAUGAUCUAGAAAGAGAUCAUUUCAAUAUCGCUAGCGACGAUGACGAAAGCGAUGACGACGAAGAUGAGGAAGAGGAAGUCCAUAACGAGAAGCAGGGUUCUAGGUUACUAGGCGAUCGAAGAUAGUAUCUAGGUUGGUUUAAACAGCUUUAGUAGAAGCAAACCCUUUCUCGGGAAUUCAUGAACUCUUCGGACUAUCAUCGAAUCCUAGCAUCACCGUAGCUUGCGUAUUUGCUUGCUAUUCAUGUGUAUAUAAAAUACUUAUCAUAGUAUCGGCAUAUGGCAUGUUCCCGUACGGCGUUUGGGUGGGGAGAAUUGUAUUCCGUUCGUUGAUUGAUCGUGUAAAUUUCUCUUAUGAAACAUUGUAUCCUGUGAAUCCAAAUCGUGUAAGUAAAUAGGUAUGUUAAAUUGCAAAUUCAUCUGAAGUGGGAUGUAAGUGACAUUUGCCAUGUUUAUAAAAUCAUUUGAAUAAAACGAGCA
Messenger RNA from Hypoxylon trugodes, 3365 nucleotides. Its product is annotated as peptidase S8/S53 domain-containing protein. Gene Ontology annotation, molecular function: serine-type endopeptidase activity. Gene Ontology annotation, biological process: protein processing. Bases 504 to 3011 code for a protein of 835 amino acids. The transcript is spliced from 2 exons. NCBI's taxonomy places the organism in Eukaryota, Fungi, Ascomycota, Sordariomycetes, Xylariales, Hypoxylaceae. Gene Ontology annotation, cellular component: Golgi membrane; trans-Golgi network. The record is from RefSeq and is a predicted model, not a curated record.